GCCCUCGGAUGAGGUUUUGCGCGUGCGCAGUGCGCUUGGUUUCGCUGUCACUUCCGGCUGUUUGUCCGGGAAGCGGAUUCGGUCGGAGCAGAGCGCGCGGAUCCCGGGACCGGGCCUUCCAUUUGUACAGGUCGCCACCAUGGCCCGGGACUACGACCAUCUCUUCAAGUUGCUCAUCAUCGGAGACAGUGGUGUUGGAAAGAGCAGCUUACUUCUAAGAUUUGCAGAUAACACAUUUUCAGGCAGCUAUAUUACAACAAUUGGUGUUGACUUCAAAAUCCGGACAGUAGAGAUUAAUGGAGAGAAGGUGAAACUUCAGAUUUGGGACACUGCAGGCCAGGAGCGAUUUCGGACCAUAACCUCCACGUAUUACCGAGGGACCCAUGGUGUCAUUGUUGUUUACGAUGUGACCAGCGCAGAAUCUUUUGUCAAUGUUAAACGAUGGUUACAUGAAAUAAACCAAAAUUGUGAUGACGUAUGUAGGAUAUUGGUGGGUAAUAAGAAUGAUGACCCUGAACGGAAAGUGGUGGAAACAGAAGAUGCCUUUAAGUUUGCUGGGCAGAUGGACAUUCAGUUGUUUGAGACUAGCGCCAAAGAGAAUUUAAAUGUCGAAGAGAUGUUUAACUGCAUUACUGAGCUUGUCUUGCGAGCAAAGAAAGACAACCUAGCAAAACAGCAGCAGCAGCAACAGAAUGAUGUGGUGAAACUAAGCAAAAACAGUAAACGGAAGAAGCGAUGCUGCUAGGUGCAGGCACAGCACAGAGAGGCUGCUCUCAAUCCGAACAUUUGCUCUUGGGACAAAGAGCAGUAGUGCCAUGGGCAGUGCCCAGCUUUCAGGGGUUGGGGCCUAUUCUUAGUUAUGUGCUGUUUAUUUAAGAAUUUUUCUAUUAAGGCGCUGGCACCUUUUUUACUGCUGUGCCAAGAAGGUGUUGUGGAUUCUUGUCGCCCUGCCACCCCUGAUCUUCCAGAGCGUCUGCUAGGAAAGGACAGAAGCAGUGCCGGCCCUAUGGACGAUUAACAAGAGUCUGUACAUACUGUAUAUUGCGUUAACCAGCCUCACUUCCCUCCUACUGCUUUGGCUUACACCUUCUCGCCAGUCUGUCAUGUGUGAAUAUGAACUGGUCACUUUUUAAAGUUUUUAGAACAGAUGGCGUCUUAACUUUGGCCUGCCCCUGGGUAUGGUAAGAGGGACCAGGCCCUGCUGUUAUCUUCUCUGCCCCAUUUUUUAUCAGGAUAUUUAAAAACAUGCUAAAGUCAACCAAGCAGCUAUUCCAUUGUCCAGACCAGGAUUUACGACUACGAUGUAAUUCUGUUUUUAAACAAAAGAGUGGGUGGCUCCCAUCAUUAUUUCCACCUAGUCAUGAACCAUGUGAAUUUAAGUACAAAAAAAAAAAAGAAAUGAUGGAAAAUUCUGCCAAAUUUUUGUACCAUCUUGUUCAUAAAUAGGAACAAACUAAUAAAAUGUGAACCUCUGGGUCCUGAUUUAAAGGAAAAAAAAAUCGCAAGAUUGUAUACGUUUAGCACCAGCUUGGUUUGUGCAAUGAAGCAAACAGAUACAGGAAUUCAUAUAAAUAUUUUAUUCGGUGGCUUUACAAUAGAAAGCAUAAUCUGUACUAAAAUAGGAUUUUUUUCUGUAUAUAUAUAUAUAUAUAUAUAUAUAUUAGAAAACAUCUGUAUUCAUUAGAAAAUGUCUAUAUACACAGAGCAUUUGUCAGUACAUGGACUGGAAGGAACAGGUUUCUAUGGUUCCACUGUGCUCUGUCUGGAAGACCAGAGGUAGGACUCUGUUCCCUGCAACCCAAGCAGCUUGGGACAUUUUUAAACCUGGAAUUUCUGCUGCUAGUGUAACAAAGGAAGCAGUGACUAGAAACAGGUAGCGCAAAGUGCAAAAUAUUCACAGAAAAUCCUCUUAACAAAAGCAUUUUGAUCUCUAAAAUCGAAAAUACAUCAAAUUGGAACCAAAUGCUAUACUUGAGGGGUGUGUGAAACCACAUUCUAUUCUAGUAGUUGCUGUCAAUGUCUGCAUCCAGCUUGUAUUUCACUCAGGUGUUCCCCUAGCAUUUGAUCCAGCUAACCAAACAACAUUGCCAUUCUCUGCCUUAAAUUCUUGUUCUGCUGCUAUAAGAUACAGCUUUUACCUAUCAGAUAUCA
Molecule: messenger RNA, 2151 nt
Organism: Xenopus laevis (African clawed frog)
Lineage: Eukaryota; Metazoa; Chordata; Amphibia; Anura; Pipidae
Gene: rab35l.L
Product: RAB35, member RAS oncogene family like L homeolog
Exons: 6
Coding region: 140-745 (201 amino acids)
Biological process (GO): Rab protein signal transduction
Cellular component (GO): melanosome; endosome; plasma membrane
Molecular function (GO): GTP binding; G protein activity; GTPase activity
Source: RefSeq, a predicted model, not a curated record